Cuscuta campestris is the source of this 904-nucleotide messenger RNA. The record is from the annotation of a GenBank genome assembly. NCBI's taxonomy places the organism in Eukaryota, Viridiplantae, Streptophyta, Magnoliopsida, Solanales, Convolvulaceae.
CCGCGGCACUUUUUGUUCUCAACAACAAUCCCCAAAACCGCGACCCCUUGCCCGGUCUUGCCGCUCGCCGGAGCUUCGUCGGAAUCAACUCGCACCGGAACUCAUGGGGCUCGAGGCCUCGUCGGCAAUUCCAAGUUUUCUGCGACUCAAAGGUGAAUAUUACCCUUUCUUUUUUGGGUGCUAAGACAAAUUCCACGGUGCUGCCAAUGAUGCGUGUGAAUCCAAUCGGCUUCCAAAACGCAUCCUUAAACAUUAGAUGACUAUCUUUUACAUAAGACACAUUUUGUCUAUAAUGACAAUAAAAAUCAGUUUACUCAAAUUUCAAAUAUAUUCAUUAAUCUUUUUCUAAGAUGUAGGAAAUGAAGGUCAGAAAGUUCUCACCUAUUCUAGAGAACAUGUUUUUGUCUGAGAAUGAAUUAAAGCAAUCAACAGAAUGGAAAGUGGUUCCUGAUAUUUGGAAGACGGCAUCAGAAAAGUUUGGUAAUCAAGUAGCACUAGUAGACCAUUACCAUAAUCCCCCAACAAGUCUGAGCUAUAAGCAGCUUGAGGUGGAAAUUGUAAGCUUUGCUGAAGGCCUUAGAGACAUUGGCUUAAAACCGGAUGAAAAGAUUGCCCUGUUUGCUGAAAACUCUUGUCGAUGGCUAGUUGCGGAUCAAGGUAUUUUGACCACUGGAGCAAUCAAUGUUGUGAGGGGUUCAAGGUCUUCAGUUGACGAGCUUUUGAAAAUAUAUACUCAUUCAGAUAGUGUUGCACUUGUUGUUGACAAUCCUGAAAUGUACAACCGAAUUGCAAAAACAUUCCACUCUCGCGCAGAUAUUUGGGGAAUGAUAGUCGUAUGACAUUUCUUCACUCCCAUGAAGCGAGGGAUCAAUAUCUAUACGAACCUAUCAAAUCUGAUGAUGUA